GAAAAUUUGGCAGUAUAACUUCAACUAUUGCAAAAGAAUGAUCGAUACGGCAUAUCUCACUGGAAUCAAUAUGCUUGAGGUUGCCCAUAUUAUUUUAGACAUCAUGACUGGUGAGGAUGUCUGUGAGAAAUCCAGAACGCCCACCUUUAUCGACAGGAUUCCCAGAAAAGAUAGCAUACGCUCAUCUGAAGAUGCUAGUAAUGAAAGGUUUCCUAUUACUCUUAAUAGCUUUGUAUUCUGGGAGGGGUGUCAGGUUAAAGCAGAUAAUCCUGGACAUAAGUUAGUACCCUUAGUCCUGACAAACCUUAAUGAUCAAAGAAGAUAUGGGCAAGCACUUAUUUUCUACGAGAAAUUAGAGUACUAUAUUCCAUUAUUAAAAUCCUGUAUCAAGGAGAGAAAUUAUGAGAGUUUUGGGAGUGAUAUUUUCACAGAUAUAUCCCAAAUUAAUACAAAAAGGUUAGAUCCUAAGUUUUUGAGAAAAAGUGUCGAGUCAGAAGAAGGAUCUUCUGUCAGCAUUAGAGAGAGCAAAGAAUUCAAAAAGAAAUUCAAUAUAUUCAGCCUAGUUGAUGAAUUAAUCUCAGAUUUGGAAGGGAUAAAUCUUGAGUUUUAUCUCCCAAAAGCUCUUAUUUUGAUGUCUGAAUGACCAUUAUAUGUCCACAUGGCUGAAAUUCUUGAAAGCGUGUAUACUAAUAUAUUGACAGGAAGCACUGAGUACCCGCUAGAUUUAUAUCUGAUAUAUUUGACACAUUGUGUACCUCUUCCAACAUAUGGGACUCAUAUAACAUAUUCAUUAUGUGAUAACAAGACAGUCGAUAUUGAAUACCCUUCUCUUAAUCAAUUGCCUUAUGUGUGAACAGACUUUUAUUUUAAUUUCUUUGCAGGGAGAUAUCUAUCAUUUGAAUCUCUCAAACAUGUUCUGUACUGGCUACUCACUCAGAUGGGGUCUAUUUUUGUGGUAUCUAAAGAUACAACAAAGAUAGUAGAGACCACUGAAGUCAUUCGGACUUUGAUAUUCCCAUUUGAGUAUAGAGACAUUUACAUCCUAAGCUUAUCUAGUGAUCUAUAUUGAUACUGAGAGAGUCCUUUCCCCCUCUUAAUAGGUAUCCCUGACAGAGACGGUAAGGAUAUUCAAUCAGUGAUUGAACAAGCAAGCGAUCUUUCUCUGAUCAUAGAUCUUGACAAUAAUGAACUAAUUGUAAAGUUCAAUGAAGAGGAUUAUUUCAUAAAAGACUUCAUACAAUUUCCUUUCCAAGAUCGUGAUUAUUUCUACAAGCUUAAAUAUCUUCCCUUCACUAAACACAUAAAUGAGCUUGGAGACCAAAUCGAGAGGCAAAUAUCGAUUUAUUACGAGAAAGACGGUAACCCAGAUUAUGACAGGAAUAUAUCUAAACAGAUAUUCGUCAGUGAGAUCAGAAGAGCAUUCCUAACUUACUUCUGUUAUGUCUUUAAUGACUAUAGAGACCACCUAAAGAAAGAGAAAGACCUUGAUCCUGAAGAAGUUGAGAACAACAUUAGGACAAUUAUAAAAGAGAAACCCAUAACCAAGAAGUACAUUAAGAAUGACUUCUACAGGGAUUUCCUUGAAACAAGGUACUGGAUUGAUUUCUUAGCAAAGCUAUGAAAUUUCUUAUCUCCUACUCUUGAAGACAAGGCUCGAAUCAAACUUUUUGAUGAGUAUAUCCUUCUUACAAAGUCAAACAAAGGGUUAAAGAAAAUCUUGAGCAUCUUCCAGAAGCAACAAAGCAAGAAGGAGCUUUGGGUCAAUCAAACUUAUCCCAAAAAUGACUACUCUAAGUUAUUCAUCAUCGAAAAUAUCCAGGAAGAGAAGAAGAUCAAUAAAAAUGGGAUUGUCUAUGGUCAGACUAUGGAGUUCUGCCUCAACAUUUACUAUGACACAAUCUCAGAAAAAGAGGGAAUUUUCUUCAGAGAUUACCUCGAUAUUGACGAAGACAACCAAAAAUUUUGCUAUAAGAUCAUACCUGAAUUCUGAAGUGAAUACAUUCCUGACCCAUACAACUUCAAACCACAUUGAAGAGAAUUCAGAAAUUUCCCACCUGAAUUUAAGAUUAAGGAAAACCCUGAAAUUCUGGACAUAGAAGAGUUUAAAAAUUUUGAAGAGCCAGAAAAGAAUCCCACUGAAGUCGAGAGAAUCUACGACAUUGAAAUAAGUACUAAUGAAGGUGAGGUAUACCUCACCUGGGUCAUUAUGUGGUGCAUUACUUUUGAAUUCAUUCCUACUCGUCCUGAAAAAUUCUUCCGAGUCUACCAGCUUAAUGGAAUCCUUUUAAAACUGAGAGACAUAAUCAAAGAUUCUAAGAAAUGGACCAUCAUUUUCAAGGAAAUUCUUAGAAUAAUUCAUAAGCAUGGCGAGAUCAAAAUGGUCAUCAGAGUUCUACAAAUGAUGAAGCUAUUGAACAACAAGAAAAAGUUUUUAAUAGCCCAAUCCAGCACAGCUGACAAGAUCUUCCUAGAAGCAAUGGAUAAGGACCUUCAUAUCGAUAAGAAUGAGAAAGCUAUCUAUAACCAGCUAAAGAAAGGGCUCGACUCUAAAGAGAUAGAGUAUCUCAAGAAUAAUGCAAGAAGAGCUAUUGAACCUUUCAAUGAGAAAUCUGCCCCUUCUAGACUGAAGCUGUGGAAAAGAAACUUUAGAAGUUAUGAAGACAGGUUUAACUGGAAUAUCCAGGAUGUUGUCACUUUUAAGGUCAGCAAGGUUUGUAAUGUGGAUGGUCUUGCAAUUGUGAAUAUUAACAAAGAGAAAGAAGAAGACCUUACUUGCUUCUUUGGAGGGCAUAAAAUUAACAUACCUAUUUCUAUCACUAUUGGACAUCCUUUUAAUGAAGACCCUAAAUAUACUGAAUCUAAAGAAAUUACUUUCAUCACUGAAUAUGCUUUAAGGAAGGAAGUGAACAAGCUCGCUCGAAGAUUAAACCAAAAUGUCGAUUAUGAAGAAGAAGAAAAGGCUAAGGAAUCUCCAUUCAGCCUAUCUUACCUGCGUAACUCAUUUGGAGCUAUGUCUGAAGCCUCAGAACAUAACUACUCAAUGCUUAGCGUAUUCUGGCACUGAAUCUACUACUUCACUCUUAGGAACCUACCUUACGAUUUUAUUCUUCCUAGUGAGGAUAUUGAUAUCCUUUCCAGGUAUGUAGAUGCAAACAGACACAUAAAUGUUUGUACGGAUAACCCUGAUGAGGCUGACUUAUCACAAAACUUGUCAUAA
Moneuplotes crassus is the source of this 3217-nucleotide messenger RNA. The record is from the annotation of a GenBank genome assembly. Lineage: Eukaryota; Ciliophora; Spirotrichea; Euplotida; Euplotidae.